Molecule: messenger RNA, 912 nt
Organism: Aspergillus eucalypticola CBS 122712
Lineage: Eukaryota; Fungi; Ascomycota; Eurotiomycetes; Eurotiales; Aspergillaceae
Exons: 2
Coding region: 1-912 (303 amino acids)
Source: RefSeq, a predicted model, not a curated record
AUGCCUCAGCUACGUAGCGCUAAUACUAUGUCCUCUUUGAGGCUUCCACACGAUCGUCGCCAGAAGCUCUGGUCUCGUAUUCCAGACUUAAUCACUGACGCUGGGUUCAGGACCCUAAAGCCUGGAACGUCUAAGUUCACACUGAGCCCUACCCGGGUGCGCAGCUGGCCAGACUUUGCAAAAGAAGUCAAGGCUCUCUUAGAGCCCUACUGCGGUAAAUACGAGGCAUUCAAUUCUGUUGUAGCUAAGGAGUUUUUCGCCGUGGCCAAUGAACUGGGAGUACAGGGUCGCUUCGUCAAUAAUGUACUGCACCCUGUUGGGGAGGUAACGGAGCUGAUGAAAUUCGGAGUCCGUUUCGGAGACGCGCAAUAUGGUGUGAAUAGACGCCAAGAUCCUGUGAAGAAAGGGCAGAAGCGAAAGCGCGGCCUACAGAAGAUCAAGAAGGCAAAGUCGAAACUCAUACCCGAUAUAGUAAUGGUGGAUCGCAAGACACAUACUAUCAGAGUAGUGGGCGAGGUUAAGACUUUCUGGACAUUCGCACCGAAGAAACGCCAGACGUGGCACAAUUUCCUGUCCGCUAAGCUAGGCAUGUGGUCAUAUAUAUUUCCAGGAAAGAUAUCAAAAGCUGACUGUACUGUUAACGAUAUAGGUCAGGUAGCACGCUAUAUGGACGACCACUACUGCCGCUAUGGCUUGCUUACAACCUAUGAAUAUACGUGGUUUGUCAAGCGUCAGGAUGAUACCCACUUCCUCAUGUCUCCACCUAUAAGCGCAACGGCGCAAUCGUCUGCGUACUGCGUUUCUCUUCGCGAAUGCCUCUUCGCCACGGCAAUUAGAGGUGCGGAUGACAAAGAAAGCGACUACGGUGUCCGAUAUGGACCGCAGUUGUUCGUCGAUACACACCUUCUUUGA